AUGACAUCUGUCUCCGCAAACGUACAGGAUCAGAGCAUCACGAAUCCGCCUGCUUCUGCUUCUGCACCCACCGCCACCGACACGAAGAAGUCUGCCUCCCAGACUUCAACCGGACAAACGGCGAACCCUACACCUUCCAGUACUAGUUCGCAUGCGCAGCAUGGCAUUUCGCCUUCAACACCUUCUGUAAACGCCAAAGCCCAUAUGCAGAACUCCUCGAACCCCGUUUCCGAUGGCUUGACCAUCGUGAACGGAAAUACAGCUCCAAACCCUGUGCACAACAGUGACCACAGCAGGAGACAAUCCGUCACCAUCAGCGCUGCUGGAACCAGCGGGUUUAUCCCGAAUGGGGGCCCGGCCUCGUCUGGACGCCCAAACAACCUUCGAUUCGGUGCCGUAGAGGGAUCCCCUAGGAUGGGACCUCCUGCGGUGCUUGCUAACCAGCCACAGUCCUCCUUAGGAGUCGGACCGUCCAAUUCGCGAGGACCUUCUCCACAUGCUUCUCCUUCUCCAAUUCCACAGCCUCUAGCCAGCGGUGGCCGUCCACCUUCCUCGCUCCAGGGUUCCGGAAACAACUUGAACUUCAGAGCCCCUGAUAUGGACCAAUCAAACGAUGCAAACCGUUCUAUGAGAGGCCCACCAAACCACCUCCGAAAAGAAUCUGGUCACUCGAACCAUAGCGAUAUGAGCCAGGGUAUGCAAGGUGGAGGCGGACGUGGUGGGUAUCAUGGCGGCCGCGGCGGUGGUAGAGGCGGCUAUGGCCAGGGUCAUCACAACCAGCACCAGCAUCAACCCCAGAUGCCAUAUAACUCACCUGGCCAGACGUAUAGACCACACCCUGCUCCUCCACGAGGCGGUCCAAACAUGGACCCUCGAUUUAACGCACAGCAACGAUCCUACGGCGGUUACCCUAACCCCCCACACCAGCAGCCCGGUUCGAGCCCCGCGCUCUCCCACACGAACCCAGCCACUCCCCAGAUGGCACCGGUCCCGAUGGCAAACCCUCAGAUGCAGGCACAGCAGUAUGGUGGAUAUCCUCAGCCUAUGGCAGCUCAACAAGUAAAGCAACAACUCUUUCCUAAGUUUUAUGGCAAACGCCGUUCAUCAUCAACCUCCUUCAAAAAGCACACUCCUUCAAAUCUCAACUCUGUCACAUAUCAGCACAAUGGGCCUACACCACCGCCUCAUCAGCUAUCACAUCAAUCAUACCCCCCUCCACCAUUUGAACCAUCUCACCUACCACCUCAACCCUACCCACCUACACCUCCUCAGCCAGUUGCGGAAUCACAGCCCCAGUGUCCUCCACAAGAGCAGCUUCUACCCAUGUCCCUCUCUCCAGAGAGCGGUAAUUUUGAACAUCUUCUAACAAAAUUUAAAUCUCAGGGUUUCCCACCGCCGUAUGAUAAUAAUGCCUACUAUUAUCCAAACCAAUAUGGAAUGCAGCCCAUGCCCAUCGUCCCUUCAUCCCCACGAAAUACCUACGGAAUGCCCCACCAGCCAUACAUGCAGUCGCAGUAUGCCCAACCCCACCAAAUGCCACAGGGAGUUCCAAUUGCUAGAUCUUCAUCCCAAAUGUCAGCUACCGAACGACCAGGAAGCAGCCUUGGCCAAGUCCCACAGCCAGCUGGUCCAGCUCAUCAGCACACAAACAGCCGUACUAACACAGCAAGCCCUGUACCUUCGACCUCGCAAUUCGUUGUACCCAAGAAGAACAGCCCUCUCAUAAUCCGUGACCCCGGCAGUGGAAACGUCAUCAAGCCAUCCAGCUCUCCUGCUCGUGGAACUCCUUCCCCUGCCAAACUAGGCGUCACUCCAACCUCCACUCCUCCACCUCGCACUGCAAGCCGUGGAGAGCCUGAAGCUACCGACUCGAAGCCCCUGAGCGGAGAGGAGAAGAAACAAAGCUUCCAGAAUGCUAUUGUUCAAAGCCUCCGGGAGAAGGAAGCUGGAGAACAAAAGCCAGCUGCUCCUAAGGCCGAAGAAAAGGCCGCUGAAGAACCUACCAAGGCUGCCCCUGAGACCAAGGAAGUAGAAGCUGCUGAGAAACCAGAGAAGAAGGCUGAAGAGGUAGCUGAGAAGCCAGCACCAAAGGAAGUGGAGAAGAAGGCUGAACCUGCCAAGGAGGAAGAAGAGAUCGACUUCGAUGCAAUUGAGAGGGAGAUGGCAGAACUAGAAGCCGCUGAGGCUGCUGCCGAGAAGGCCUACGAGGAGAAGAAGGCGAAGCAAAAGGCUGAAGCUGCUCUCAAGGCCAAGGAGAUGGCUGCUGCUGAAGAGGAAGCUCUGAAGAAGGCCGAACGAGAGGCCGAAGCUGCCGAAGAGGAGCGUAUUAAGAAAUUGGAGUCUGGAGAGAAUGAGGCAGACAAGAAAGAGCGUGAAUCCCUCUUCGCUUCUUUGAGAGGAAAGUCCGAAACGCCAGCCGAUAGCCCUGCUCUCGCUACUCCUACUGAGAGCGGAGCCGCAACUCCAGUCUCUGAUACCUCGAUGGGUCCACCACAGAAGCCACUCGGAGGCAAGCGCGAGAAGCCAGCGUCUCUCAAGCUUGAGACCAACAAGCAAGUUGAGCCACCACAGCCAAGCGCGGCUAUGAAGUCUCUCCACUCCGCGCGCUUCCUGGAAGACCCAAGCAAAGUCACCUAUCCUCUAUCAGUGGUCUCUCCCAACCCCGCCCUCAAUGCCAGUGCCCCAUCCGACCGCAAGUUCAAGUAUAACAAGGAGUUCUUGCUUCAAUUCCAGAACGUUUUCAAAGAAAAACCAUCCAUCGAUUGGGAUGCUCGUGUUCGUGAAACUGUUGGUGAUGGCACUACUGACUCUGCACGUACGCCUGUCCGCACUCCUGGUCCUAGAUCGAGUGCUGGCCGUGGCCCUGCACAAGGACCUAACAUAAUGGGCCACUUCAACCAGCCUAUUAGGACCCAGACACUUCCUGCUGGCGCAGACCGCUUCCCAGUAAUGAACGCCCCCCGUGGUUCAUCCAAGGGUGGAAAUCCUUUCGGUCAAUUUGGCCCACUCAACCCGAUGGGCGGUAGAUCUGCCUCGUCGGCUGGUUCUCAGAUGGGUGGUUCCAGGAAUCCUAGCCAUAGGGGAGCUCGUACCGGAAGCAGACAGCACAAGAAGAAGGAGGAAGAGUUAACCAAGGCCAUGCCUCUCACCGCUCACCUUGAUAUCAAACCUCUCAACACCUCAGGCUCUGGCUGGAAACCACGCAGUAUCGGCGGCAAGAGCCAAUCUGCAACUCCUGAUGGUCAUCUUCCACCAGAUGUUGUCCAGGGUAAGGUUAAGAGUAACCUGAACAAGAUGACGCCUGAAAACUUCGACAAGAUCUCUGGCCAGAUUCUUGAUAUCGUCGCACAAUCCAAGGAUGAAUCUGAUGGCCGUACUCUCCGACAAGUCAUUCAACUUACCUUCGAGAAGGCCACUGAUGAAGCUCACUGGGCGUCCAUGUAUGCCAAGUUCUGCAUGCGUAUGCACGAGAGCAUGAGCCCUGAGAUCAAGGAUGAGAACAUCCGCGACAGAAACGGUACCAUCGUUGCUGGAGGAAGCUUGUUCCGUAAAUACCUCCUAAACCGCUGUCAAGAAGAGUUCGAGCGUGGUUGGAAAGUCAACAUGCCUGAAAAACCAGAAGGUGUCACGGAAGAGGCCGCCAUGUUGUCUGAUGAAUAUUAUAAAGCCGCUGCCGCCAAGCGACGUGGUCUCGGUCUCGUCAAAUUUAUUGGUGAACUUUUCAAAUUGGGCAUGUUGACUGAGAGGAUUAUGCACGAUUGUGUUAAGAGAUUGGUCGAUUAUGAUGGCGUUCCUGAUGAGGCUGAGGUUGAGAGUUUGGCCAGCUUGCUCCGAACUAUCGGUGCUAGCUUGGAUAGCACUGAGAAGGGCCAUACCAUGAUGGAUGCCUACUUCAACCGUAUCCAGCUGAUGAUGGAUACCACAGAGCUCCUCAGCCGACACAGAUUUAUGCUUAUGGAUGUCAUUGAUCUCCGAAAAGCCAAAUGGGUGUCCAAGGACGCUGACAAGGGUCCCAAGACUAUUGCCGAAAUCAGAGAAGCUGCUGCACGAGCUCAACAAGAGCAAGAAAUGGAGCGAGCACGCCAGCAAGCUAACAGAGGCGGCGGUGGCCGUAUGCACCUUGGUCGUGGUGAUGCCAGGAACUUCGGUGGAUAUGGCGCCCAAGCUCCUCCCCAAGACUUCGCUUCCAGCAAGGUUGGCAGUGAUGAUCUCCGUCGUUUGAAGACGAGCAGGAACACCAACCAGCCCGCAUCCUUCAGCCCCUCGGGUCUAUUGGGCUCGAGGAGCGGCAGUGGCCGCAGAAACCUUGGCCCUGGCGGUAACCUUGUUCGCGGUGGAGAAGACAGCGGAGCAAGCAGCCGUACCGGAACACCCCCAGGUGGCAAGGAAAAGAAGGAUGAAUCAUCUUCAAAUGCAUUCAGCGCCCUCGCAGGUCUGGAUGCUAGCGAUUCCCUAGCAACCUCCCCACCUUCGAACCCAUCCUCGCCCCAAAUGGUUAAAUCCCGUCCUGCAGUGCAGCAAUCACAAACCCCAGCGAAGGAGGACGGCUCAACAGGCGCAUAG
Messenger RNA from Arthroderma uncinatum, 4563 nucleotides. Its product is annotated as translation initiation factor eIF4G. Gene Ontology annotation, cellular component: eukaryotic translation initiation factor 4F complex. NCBI's taxonomy places the organism in Eukaryota, Fungi, Ascomycota, Eurotiomycetes, Onygenales, Arthrodermataceae. The transcript has 5 exons. Gene Ontology annotation, molecular function: translation initiation factor activity; mRNA binding; protein binding. The record is from RefSeq and is a predicted model, not a curated record. The coding region runs from base 1 to 4563 and encodes 1520 amino acids.